Molecule: messenger RNA, 696 nt
Organism: Coffea eugenioides
Lineage: Eukaryota; Viridiplantae; Streptophyta; Magnoliopsida; Gentianales; Rubiaceae
Product: 60S ribosomal protein L24-like
Exons: 5
Coding region: 64-552 (162 amino acids)
Biological process (GO): cytoplasmic translation
Cellular component (GO): cytosolic large ribosomal subunit
Molecular function (GO): mRNA binding; structural constituent of ribosome
Source: RefSeq, a predicted model, not a curated record
CCAAGCCCCCAGUCCCCACGUUUAACAAAGUGCAACAGGGAGUUCAGCUGCAGGUUCAUCACCAUGGUUCUCAAAACUGAACUAUGCCGCUUUAGCGGUGCAAAGAUCUACCCUGGGAAGGGCAUCAGGUUUGUUCGUUCAGAUUCUCAGGUCUUCCUUUUUGCCAACUCAAAAUGCAAGAGGUAUUUUCACAACCGCUUGAAGCCAUCAAAGCUUACAUGGACUGCAAUGUACCGGAAACAACACAAGAAGGACACUACUACUGAAAUCUUGAAGAGAAGGCGCCGAACUACAAAGAAACCUUAUUCAAGGUCCAUAGUUGGUGCCACAUUGGAAGUUAUCCAAAAGAAGAGAACUGAGAAGCCAGAAGUCCGAGAUGCAGCACGUGAAGCUGCUCUGCGUGAAAUCAAGGAGAGAAUCAAGAAAACCAAGGAUGAAAAGAAGGCAAAGAAAGCAGAAGUUGCCAAAGCCCAGAAGUCUACGAAGGGUGGCUUGUCUAAGGGCGCUGCACCCAAGGGUCCUAAGCUUGGAGGAGGGGGUGGGAAAAGAUGAUCUUCUCUCUUGCACAUUUGGGUUGGAUGUUCGAACAAAUUAUACUCCGGCAGCUGUACCAUUGGUUAAUUGACCACAUGCAUUGGACUUCAUGUUUUAAGUGUUUGCACUUGGAAAAUUUUAAGUGGAUCUUUUUCGAGGAAA